Sphaerodactylus townsendi is the source of this 1558-nucleotide messenger RNA. RefSeq names its product zinc finger protein 2-like. The coding region runs from base 74 to 1558 and encodes 494 amino acids. The record is from RefSeq and is a predicted model, not a curated record. The transcript has 8 exons. Lineage: Eukaryota; Metazoa; Chordata; Lepidosauria; Squamata; Sphaerodactylidae. Gene Ontology annotation, molecular function: DNA-binding transcription repressor activity, RNA polymerase II-specific. Gene Ontology annotation, biological process: negative regulation of transcription by RNA polymerase II.
GGCCGAGGGUUUCCUCCUGAGUCAGGCAGAGGAGAAGAGGCAGGCAGAACAGUGGUUGGAUCGAUCCGUGAAGAUGGAAGCUACAUUGGAAAGAGCUCCGUUGGAGGAAGAGCAGCUGGGCCCGGCCCAGGAAUGUGCCCAAGAUGUCCUCUCACGUGGCAGUGAGGAAGCAGCGUUGAUCUGUUCUGUUUCUGGAGGUGUGAAAACAGCUCCUGCACCCCCAGUCCAGUCGGUGGUUUCCUUUGAGGAGGUGGCCGUGUCUUUCACCGAGGCAGAGUGGGCACUGCUGGAUCCAGACCAAAGGGCUCUCUGUGAAGCCGUCAUAUUGGAGAACUAUGGGAUCGUGGCUUCUCUGGCAACACAUAUAAAGGAGAUGGUUGGGGAAAACAAGGCGUUCUCUGUGGGAAAAGACCAGGAUGAUGUUUUUGAAGGAAAGGUAGAGGACAGAGAUCGACCACCAAGGCAGGAGGAAAGCCAUGCAGACAAGACGGCAGAUAAGCCCGUUCCGUCUGGAGGAGGAUGCUUCUGUGAAAGUCCAGUCCAAGAAAUAACAUCAACCAAAACAAGGAAUGAAUGUCUUCAUGCUUGCCAGAGAAUCUUCUCCAGGGAAAACAAAAAUGAAAAUCUGGCUGUUGGAAAGUCCUGCGGUGAAAAUAUCACUCUUAUUUCUGAGAGGCGAAUUCCCUUAGCAAAGAAAUCAUAUGACUUCCUGAAGUGCAGAAAAACCUUCAGUCAGCAAUCAUCCGUUUCAUCCCAUCAACCUCAGUCAGAAGGGGAUGAGCAGUGGAAUGAGGGUGAUGAGACAGUGCUAAAUAAAGUCCAGAAGGAAGAUUUGGAAGGAAUCUUCAGGAAUCACGGUGGACAUAAUAAGCAGAAAGGAAAUCACAUGGCUGAAAAUUGGGAGGAACCUAUUUCAUGCCAAGGGCAGGAUUUCAGUGAACUAAUCCAAACAGCAGAGGAAGCGUAUAAGUGCUUGGAAUGUGGGAUGACCUUCUCAGAUCAAAGCCAAUAUGAGAUCCAUCUGCAAAUGCACAGUGGAAAGAAGACCCAUCAAUGCUUAGAGUUUGGAAAGAAUUCUGUUCGCAGAACAGAGCUACCUAGCUAUCAAAGAACAUAUAAUGGAGAGAAAUCUUAUAGCUGUAAAGACUGUGGCAAGGACUUCUCACAAAAACCAGAUUUUUCUCAAAACCAUUGUGGGACUCAUUCAGGAGAGAAUCUAUUAAUCCGCAUAGAGAGUGGAAAGGCCUUCUCUGGUGUGAGAAAGGGUAAUGUACAUCUUCCAAAGCACAGUAUAAGAAGGGCACAUAAAUGCUUUGGCUGUGGAAAGUUCUUCAGCUGCAGAUCAAAGCUCCAAGUGCACCAAAGAACUCACACAAAGGAGAGACCUUUUGAAUGCUCAGAGUGUGGAAAGAGAUUCAGUCAAAGUGGUAAUCUUCAAUGGCAUCAAAGAACUCACACAAAGGAGAGACCUUUUGUAUGCUCAGAGGGUGGAAAGAGAUUCAGUCAGAGCUUCUCCAGGUCUGCCACCCCUUUGGCUUCAAAGAGAAUUCAGCCUUAA